CGCUCACGUCCGGAGUAAUAUUCAAUCAUUCAUUCAUCUUCUGUACCGCUUCUCCUCACGCGGGCGUGCUGGAGCCUAUGCCAGCUAUUUUCGGGGGAGAGGCGAGGUACACCAUGAACUGGUCGCCAGCCAUUGGCAGAGCACAUAGACAAACAACCAUUCGCACUCGCAUUCACACCUACGGACAAUUUAGAGUCUUCAAUUAACCUCACAUGCAUGUUUUUUGGACGUGGGAGGAAACCGGAGUACCGGAAACCGGAGUAAAGCCACGCAGGCACGGAGAGAACAUGCAAACUCCACACAGGCGAGGUCCGAUUUGAACUUGCAGCCUCACAACUGUGAGGCAGAUGCUGCCGCCCUCCCGAGUUCCACCACCAGGUCUCCUCCUCUCCUUUCCUGCCAGGAGAUACACCAAGUACUCUCCUGCAUGUCUCUCUGAUCACCUCGGCUGCAGCGGUCCAGUCUUCCGGAAGCUCCUCCCGUCCACCGAGAGCCCGUCUCACCUCUUCCCGAAAAGCCGCACAACACUCGUCCCGUCUCAGCUUCCACCGCACGGUUCUCGUCUCUGCCUUUGUCUUCCUAAUCUUCCUCCCCACCACCAGAGUCAUCUUCCACACCUACAUCCUAUGCCGUCUAGCCACACUCUCCCCUACCACUACCUUACAGUCGGUAACCUCCUUCAGAUGACAUCGUCUGCGCAAGAUGUGAACCACCUGCGUGCUUCUACCUCCGCUCUUGUAGGUCACCCUAUGUUCUCACCUCUUCUGGAAGAAAGUGUUCACUACAGCCAUUUGCAUUCUUUUUGCAAAGUCUACCACCAUCUGUCCCUCCAAGCUCCUUUCCUGGAUGCCGUACUUACCCACGACUUCUUCAUCACCCCCGUUUCCUUCACCAACAUGUCCAUUACAAUCUCCACCAAUCACGACUCUCUCUCUGUCUGGGAUCCUCAGAACUACUUCGUCCAGCUCCUUCCAGAAUUCCUCUUUCACCUCUAGGUCCCAUCGUACCUGUGGGGCAUAGCCACUCAUCACAUUAUACAUAACACUCUCAAUUUCAAGUUUCAGCCUCAUCACUCGAUCUGAUACUCUUUUCACCGACAAAGACAUUCUUAGCCAAUUCUUCUUUUAAAAUAACCCCGACUCCAUUUCUCUUCCCAUCUACGCCAUGGUCAAAUCAUUUCAACCCUGCCCCUAAACUUCCAGCCGUACUGCCUUCCCACCUGCUCUCCUGGACACACAAUAUAUCAACCUUUCUCCUAAUCAUCAUGUCAACCAACCCCCGAGAUUUUCCUGUCAUAGUCCCCACAUUCAGUUUGAGGCUCUGUGUUUUCCUCGGCUAAAAAUAACAAAUAUCGAAGCCUUCAUUUAUUAACGAUUACGAGAGUAAUAAUUAUGUUGUGCAAUUGAACAGUAUGCAGAAUUAUUAAAUUAUUAUUAAUUAUUAUUAAAAGAACCAUCCGGACUGUUAUGGACGCAAAGUUCAAAAGCCAGCAUCUGUGAUGGUAUGGGGCUGUGUUAGUGUCAAUGGCAUGGGUAACUUACACAUCUGUGAAGGCACCAUUCAUGCUGAAAGGUACAUACAAGUUUUGGAAAACAUGCUGCCAUCCAAGCGACGUCUUUUUCACGGACGCCCCUGCU
Messenger RNA from Phycodurus eques (leafy seadragon), 1637 nucleotides. RefSeq lists its product as uncharacterized. NCBI's taxonomy places the organism in Eukaryota, Metazoa, Chordata, Actinopteri, Syngnathiformes, Syngnathidae. The coding region runs from base 348 to 995 and encodes 215 amino acids. The record is from RefSeq and is a predicted model, not a curated record. The transcript has 2 exons.